AUGACAACUCCUCUCCCGUUCUACACCGUAAACGCCUUCGCGCCCACCCCUCGCGCCGGGAACCAGGCCGCAGUCGUCAUCUUCCCAGCGGGCGACCCGCGCGCGGUCGAUGACGAGUACUACCGCGCCCUCAGUGCCGACUUCAACCUGGCCGAGACGGCGUUCCUUGUUCCCAAGGAUACAGAGGCUAAAGUACCGCGCUACGGUCUGAGGUGGUUCACUCCCGAAGUCGAAGUGCCGCUCUGCGGACACGCGACCCUAGCGGCGGCCACUGUGCUCUUCCACUUGCACCCCAACGCUGAUGAGGUGAAAUUCGAGACGCGCUGGCGUGGGAGCCUCACCGCGCGCGCACUUGAGCGCGGUAAGGCGACGAGGGUGGCCAUCUCCCUCCCUCUUCCCACUGAACUUGGUCCGGCAACUGAGAGCCAGAAAGCGGAUGCACGGGCCGCCCUGAAGUCGUCUUCGGGGGUAGAGGAGGUAGUGCGCGUCGCCCACUUUGAGUUCGGCGCUAUUGUCGAGGUACCCUCGUCCGUCGACAUCGAAGCGCUCGAGGUCGACACGGCCAAGCUUCUCCCGGCUUACCCCGAGCUCUUCAUUAUCACCCAGGUGUCUGGAUCCUCGGGAAGCGGUGCAGUGAUCAACUCGCGCGUCUUUGCCCCAGGUCUCGGUAUUCCCGAGGAUCCCGUUACGGGGGCUGCUCAUGCGGCUCUGACCGCGUACUACCUCGGCGAUGGAACUGGGAAGCCUUCCAUCAAGGCUGCCAAGGAGGGCGCGACCGAGCUGGACGCCCGGCAGCUGAGCAAGCGUGGUGGAGCUAUGACUUGCGAGCUUGUGGAUGGGAGAGCGCAGCUCACGGGCCUGGGGUGGCGGACGGCCAAGGGCGAGCUGGAGGUUCUGCCGUAG
Molecule: messenger RNA, 903 nt
Organism: Cutaneotrichosporon cavernicola
Lineage: Eukaryota; Fungi; Basidiomycota; Tremellomycetes; Trichosporonales; Trichosporonaceae
Exons: 3
Coding region: 1-903 (300 amino acids)
Biological process (GO): biosynthetic process
Cellular component (GO): cytoplasm
Molecular function (GO): isomerase activity
Source: RefSeq, a predicted model, not a curated record